Messenger RNA from Exophiala viscosa, 2175 nucleotides. RefSeq names its product fungal trichothecene efflux pump. Gene Ontology annotation, biological process: transmembrane transport. The record is from RefSeq and is a predicted model, not a curated record. Gene Ontology annotation, cellular component: plasma membrane. The transcript has 7 exons. Bases 137 to 1984 code for a protein of 615 amino acids. Lineage: Eukaryota; Fungi; Ascomycota; Eurotiomycetes; Chaetothyriales; Herpotrichiellaceae. Gene Ontology annotation, molecular function: transmembrane transporter activity.
CAUUACGCCUAAGUCAUCCAAUGACAUUGGGGAUACUUCCAGGGGCAUAAGAUGGAUUCCAUUCGCAGCGUUUUGUUAGGACUUCUACAGAAUGUAACAUUUCUCCCUAGCAGCAUACCAGGUACAACUAGAUGAGAUGGAGCACGAAAAGGACCAACCGAUUGCUUCACAGUGGGUGGAACAACAUCCUGAUGCACAGAAUCUCAAUCGCACGGUGACCGAGGAAGAUGAGCUUCAUGGAUUCCAGACAGACCUUGAACAUCUGCCUGCGGGCUACUACCGCAGCUCCUUCUUUCUGGGUACCAUGUUCGCUGUUGGCUUUGGUCUCUGUGCAGCAGUCGGCGGCUUCGGACUGGCAGCACCGGCCUUGUCGCUGAUCAAUUCAGAAAUCGGCCCCGAUCCCAACAUCAGUUGGGUGUCUUUCGUGUACACAUUGACCUUGUCCAUUGCUUUGCUCCUGGUUGGGCGCCUCAGUGAUCUUUUUGGGCGUCGAUGGUUCAUGAUUGGAGGCACCUGUGUGGCAUUGAUCGGCUGCAUUGUGUCUGCGGUCGCUCAAUCCGUGCCGACCCUCAUCGCCGGAAUUGCUCUCAUUGGUCUAGGGGCUGGCGCUCAACAGUCGUUCUCAUUCGUGUCCAAUGAGCUGGUCCCUAUGAAAUAUCGCUUCAUGAUCAAUGGAUGGAUAUACCUCUGGUGCUUUCCGACUGGUGGAUUCGGCGCAGCUGUGUCCAAAGCAUUCAUUCUCUACACUCCCAAGGGAUGGCGAACGUGUUUUUACCUCCUCAUUGCUCUCAAUGUUACCUCUGGAGUGUUGUACUUCUUUUUCUACCACCCUCCGACCUUUGGCAUGAAACACCGAAUUCGCACCAAGUCACAAAUGAUCAAGAUGUUUGACUACGUUGGUGCAUUUUUAUUUGUUGGUGGUCUUAUCAUCUUCGAAAUCGGCCUGCUCUGGGGUGGUGGAGUCUACUCAUGGGCUUCGGCUCACGUCCUAGCGCCCCUCCUGGUCGGCGUGGCAAUCAUUGUUAUAUUCGUGCUUUGGGAGCUAUACGCCCCACUGAAAGAGCCCAUUCUGCCGAUGAAGUUAUUCAAGAACCCCCAGUAUGUGGCAGCGUCGGUUCUGCUUGGACUCGGAGCUAGUGUCUACUACGCCAUGGCCAUCAUUUGGCCAGAAAUGGUCGCUGUCCUGUUCACCGUACGUUUCUGCACUACAGAUGUCAGCCACACACUAAUCUUAAUCUUACAGGUCGAUGGAGGUGCCAGCAUGCGGGCAGGAUGGCUCAAUUCUAUUCCAGGCUUCGCCAUUGUCAUUGGACAAGUGUCGGCGGGAGCCCUGUCCGCAAGUAUUGGUAAACAAAAAUUUCAGUGCAUGACAGUCUUGUCACUCGGUGGAGCCUUUUUAGCAGCCAUGGCAUACUCUAAGCCCUCGACACUUGUCGGUUCUGCUUGCCUCAUCGCACUUGCCUCUCUUUUCAUCGGCUGGAACGAGUCUGUCUGCCUCACUAAUGCCGGUAUUGAGGUUGAAGAUCAGCAAGAGAUUGGUACAGCUGUGGGAAUGGCCGGAAGUAUACGAAGCGCCAUUUCUACUGUUGCUUCAAGCGUGUAUGUCGUGGUUCUCACGAACCGUCUGAAAACGACUAUACCCGCAGAGGUGCCCAAGGCCGUCGUUGCAGCUGGGCUACCUGCUUCGUCGGUCGUCGCCUUCUUGACGGGUUUCACGACAGGAGAUUUCUCCAAUAUUCCUGGACUCACCCCCAAAAUUCUGGCUACUGGUACAGCAGCAUACAAGCUCGCCAGUGCGCAUGCGUACAGCACAGUCUUUUUGACCUCAAUUGCCUUCACCGGCGUCGCUCUCAUAAUCACUAUCUGGGCUCCAAAUGUCGACGACAAGCUGACCGUUGAGGUUGCUACGACAUUGCACGAGAAGGCAGGCACGAUUGUGGGAGAGGGCACCGGCGCGGGGAAGACCUCGGUCGGAGGCUGCUAGGUUUACCCAGCUGAAUCUUGACAGAGAUGCCAUUUGGCAGACUCAUCAAGAUUGUCAAUAUGGUCCUGAUGCGGCGCGCCUGGAGACGAACGCAUGACUCGAUUUCUCUCCUACGCUUGAAUGUAUGACUCGUACAGACUGCAUGUACUUCCUCUAUAAAAUCAGCUUCUUUCCUCUCUUCAACGCAAAUA